CAACAACCAACAACCUCAGCAUUUACCAAGUCCUUCUCUCCAACCUCCUCGCCAACCUCGGACCUCUCCCAUCCAAUCUUCCACCAAGUUAUCAACAACAAACCUAACCCAAAAUGCCCCAACCAACACCCCCACCACCAACAGCACCCGCAACAAAACCCCACUCCCACCCAGAAAGCCUGACCUUCACAAAAAAGAACCAAAACAUGACCAAACUCCCAAAAUACGCCAAAAUCACCAAACGCCCCAUCCCCCACCCCGCCCCGUCAACACCAUACACGGGCUCCAACGUCCCCAAAACCAUCUACGUGUCGACGACCACCCCCAAGAUGAGCGUCGUGACGCGCGUCCGGAAGCUGCUGCGGCAGGCGGAGAAGCGCGCCACCGCGGGGUUGCACUCCACGAAAGGGGGGCGGCAGCAACACGGCGGGAGAACGCAAGCGGAGCGCGUGGCGCAGGUGCAGGAGGCGCUGCGGCGGGAAGAGGUGCAUGUCAAGGCGACGGGGCGGGCGAUUGCGAAGGCCGUGGCUGUGGGCGAGUAUCUGCGGGAUGCGGCGGGGGGUGGGGAGUUUCGGGUGACGGUGACGACGGGGAGUGUGCUGGUUGUGGAUGAUGUGGAGGUUGAUGAGGCCGCUAAGAAACGGGUGGUGGAGGGGGCGGAGAGGAUGAGGAGGGAGGUGGAGUCCGGGUCGGCGGUAAAGGGUGAGAAGAGGGAGGGGGAGGGGGAGGGGAAGGGAGAAGGGGGUUUGGGGGAGGAAGAGGAGGGAGAGGAUGAAGAGGAGGAAUUGCCCGAGUCGCGGACGAGGUGGGUUAAUAUGGUGGAUGUUGUGGUGGGGUUGAAGUAGGAUUCCUUGCUGGGUUGGGAAUGAUGAAGAAUAAUUCGAGACAAUGGUAUUGAUGACGAAUGGAGCAUCAUCGGGGACAUACCCACAACUAUCCUGGGUGCUUCGGAUGGAAAGGUUGCCUAUCGUCAAACCAC
Aspergillus brunneoviolaceus CBS 621.78 is the source of this 979-nucleotide messenger RNA. Its product is annotated as ribonuclease P subunit p20 family protein. The record is from RefSeq and is a predicted model, not a curated record. The coding region runs from base 114 to 845 and encodes 243 amino acids. The transcript has 3 exons. Gene Ontology annotation, molecular function: RNA binding. Gene Ontology annotation, biological process: nuclear-transcribed mRNA catabolic process, RNase MRP-dependent; rRNA processing; tRNA 5'-leader removal. Lineage: Eukaryota; Fungi; Ascomycota; Eurotiomycetes; Eurotiales; Aspergillaceae. Gene Ontology annotation, cellular component: nucleolar ribonuclease P complex; ribonuclease MRP complex.